CCUCAUCGUGGCCGUCAGCUUCGCCGCUCUGGCGCUCACCACCUCGGCCCGCGUCCGCCACUCGUGUCCCUUCUGGGCCGGCUUCUCGGUGCUGCUGUCAGGAUUGAUUGGUGUUGUUUCAUGGAAGAGGCCCCUUUCACUUGUGAUAACCUUUUUCAUGCUGCUCUCUGCAGUGUGUGUAAUGCUGAAUUUAGCUGGUUCCAUUCUUUCUUGUCAGAAUGCUCAGCUAGUAAAGUCCCUGGAAGGAUGUCAGUUGAUUAAAUUUGACAGUGAUGGUGUCUGUGUUUGCUGUGAAAUGCAGCAUCAAACGUCAGGUUGCAGUAACCUUGGAGAAAUGCUGAAACUGAACCCUCUGCAGGAAUGUAAUGUUGUGAGGUUGACCCUAAAGGACCUGUUGUUCAGUGUGUGCGCUCUCAAUAUCAUCUCCACCAUUGUCUGUGCUUUGGCAACAGCAAUGUGUUGCAUGCAGAUGGUUUCUUCUGAUCUUCUGCAAAUGUUUCUGCCGCAGCGGCCACAUUCUGCCAAUGCAGACUGCAUGACUCCACAUGGGACAGUUCUGCAUCAGACUUUGGAUUUUGAUGAGUUCAUCCCACCAAUACCACCUCCACCCUACUACCCACCAGAAUAUACCUGCACACCUGUGGUAGAGGCACAGAGAAGUCUCCAUUUGGAAUUUCCUCAUUCUCCAUUCAGUGCUUUAUAUGAAGUCACAAUUAACAGCCCAGGAAUGCUGUAUCCAACUGAGCUGCCACCUCCUUAUGAGGCAGUGAUUGGAGAAACACCUGCCAGUCAGGUCACUGGUACUGAUCAGCAAGUAUCUGAAUCAAGCUUGGGUGAGAGGAAUGCGACCCUGGGCUUCAGCACACAAGUUUCUGUUGAGAGCACCUCAUUGAUAACCUCUGAAACUGCUGAAAUCCCAGACCACAGCUGCUCCUCUGACGAUCUUUGUUCGCUGGAAGUUCAAGGAUCUCUCCGUUCUUCAGAUUUUUCUCCCUCCUGUACAAACUGCAAAGGGGCUACAGGCCAGAGCUGCAACAGUCUGGACUGCAGCACCCGCUGCAGGUUCCAUAGAACUCGCUCAGAAGGUUUUCCUGAUGAGGAUGUCAGUUUGCACAGCAGAAUCUCUAUGGACAAGUCUCAAGGACAGGAAAAUGAAAACUCUGCCCACGGCAGAUCCUCAGACUGUUCCUCAGAGAAUUUCAACCCCUCAGAAAGAGAACUGCAGAGUACUGCUCAAGAAGGCAGUGUCUCGUCACAUUUGAAACAAAUGAAAAUCUGCUGUGGGGUCUUUAGCCAGCCUUCUGUCCCUUCCCACACCGCUCCCUGUUUUGGGCCUGCAAAUACUUCAUCAUAUGCACGCAGUUCUGAGAGUACUGUCCAGCAGCAUCAUGUUACAGAACACCGCAUUUCAAAUAUUGUCCGAUCAACCAGUGAUCCUGUAUCAUGUUCGUCUUAUCUAGAAGGUGAUCGUUGUGCCUGGAGUCCUAUAUGUAGACAGCAUCAAGAUGCAGGAUCUUCAGCCACAUUAGAAACAGUUCCUGUUUCUGGUUCUCAUAUGGCUGCCUCUGCUUGUCAGCAUUCUUUGAGCAGUUUCCUACCAACUGGAAAACAGAGGGAUACAAGGAACAUUGAUCUACACUUAAAGCCAAAGGCUUUGCAAACAGUCUCAAAAGGACGACCACACUCUUUAGUGGACCUUAAGGCCUAUAAAGAUACAAAAAUUUUAGUGGCAAAAUUUUUGGAACAUUCAAACUGUAAUCUCCCUCCAGAAGUACGUCAUGUAGUGAACAGUAUACGAUCAGUAAUAAAAUCUGAUGAGAGACACAUGGAAGAAGCCAUCUUCAGUGCCAAUAUUAUAGACCAGGUAAUUACAAGUUCCCAGCUGGGUGUGAAUACCUCUAGAAAGCGACUUCAGGAAGACCUUCAUCUUCAGAGUUGUGGUGCUCUGAGCUCUCCAGUGGCCUUCUUACGCAGGUCCCGUAUCACUCGCAGUUUAGAGCGGGACAGGCCUCGCAGUUUAAUUGGAGUUUGCCAGGAGACCAGCCUGUGAAAAUACUGACAGGUAUGUGAUUCCAGCAGAGAGAAUUAAGGAAGAAACCAGGACUGGGAGAAAUGCGAGUAGUGGAUGGCUUAAAAAGGAAGAAGUGUCUUCCUUUGGAAUUCUACUUUUUUUCCAACAGCAGGAAGAGAACACCUGUUUUUCUGAAUGUAAAUUUCAGCCUUGAAUUUUGAAAAAAAAAAAAAAAAAUAACUGAUUUAUUAGUAAACUCAUAACAAAUGUUUUCCCGACCAGAAAUGCAUAUAUUUCACUGUACUUAUAGAAAUGCUGCUGAUGCUGUCUAGCAUUUCUUCAAAACCAUUGCAAAACCACCACAGACUGGCUGUACAACUUAGAAGUUGUAUUUAUUUAAUGUACCUCAAGGUGUUUUAACUACUAUCAGUGUUUUAAUAAAAAGUAUUUCUGGACUUUGCUUUUUCAACAACUGAUUUGGAUAGAACUGUAAAGGUGAUUGAUAUGCACAGAGUGCUGCUUCUAAUUCAUUUUUCCUGUGUCUUUCAUGCCAGGCUAACUGAUCUGCUGUAUUAUUCUUUCCCUCUUAACUUCUGCAAUGUGUUGCCCCUUUAAAUAACACAGAAGGCUGUGGUGUGGUUUAUUUUUACUUUGUUCUCAAUGGUCAUGAGGUUGUUAGUGGAGUAGCACAUGCUACUGAAAGCUGACAUUUUAAGUACUCUGUGAAUUGUGGCCAACAGGUGCAUUAGGGAAGAAUGAAAUUGCUGAAAUUCUGCAUUUCCAAUAAGGUUUUCUAAGCUUGUAAACAUCAGGUGAUCAGAAACAAGAUGAAUUUUUAUCUAGCAGAGCCAUGAACAAUUGCAAAAAGAACUGUUAUGCCAAUUAGUAGUUUGAACGUUUGUAUUACUAAAACAUUUCCUUGUGGCUCUGCUGCAUUUUUAUUAGAAUUAUCUUAGGGAAAAGAAAAAAAAGGUAAGUAUUGUUGACGCUAAUUUGAUUACCAGCAUAAACAGAGCUCUACCAGCUCUUCCGGUGCAAGAUUAAUCCUGGCUCUCUCAGAGGAAAAUGGAAAGGCCUCAAACAACAAGAUUCUCAUAAAGAACCUACCACAAGUUUUGAUGUUUCAGGGUUUUAAUUUUUUUGCAGCAGUGCUUGUCAGUAGCAUUACAGUUUCCGUUUGAGGUUUAGUCAUAUACUGCUUUCAUUUGUGUCAUUCUGAGCUGGGCUGACGUCCUUUGAAAAGGUCACAAAGGAAUGUAGCUGCAGAUGAAUAGUUUAAUUUUUAUGGAAUAAUCCAUUUGAAAGUAUACCAUGCUUCCAUAUUGAUGUGAACUUACAGUGACAUCCAGUGGCAACAAGGUAUGCUAUCGGAAAGCAGCAGCUCUAAGGAUGAUACAUUAAUUACUAAUUAGAGAGACAAAUUCUCUUCAAAAAACAAUCUGUGACCUUUGCAACUGCACUUAGUUGAAGAAUUAAAUGGUAGUUGAAUUCUUUACAAUGUAAAGUUGUGGAACAAACAAAAUAAGCGUGCUUUCUUUGUUACUUCAGAUUUAUUAGUGAUAAUAGGUUAAUUCUUUCCUAAGGUCAGUUGCAUGCAACACACUACUCCUUGAAGUACAGUCAUCUAAGGAUCUUUAGUUACUGCAUGAUAAGGCUUAUUAAGUCACAGUGUAUUUUCCUCAAGGUUUUGCCCCCUCUGCACCCUCAACCCCCUUCCCCUCCAAAAAAAAAAACCUAGACAAAAAGUUACACCAAUUAACAUUUAUCGCAUAAAGAAUACAACUUUACUACUAUUUUUUUUAAAUCUACACACAUUCCAGUACUGCUGAUGGUGCUAGGUUAUUUGUUGAAACAAUUUACAUUCAGAACACAUUGCCCCCAGAAAUAAGAAUGCUUUAUAAAAAAACCAACAGAAAACAGGUAAGCAUGGCUUUCCCAUUUUGAGCUCGUAUUAACAAAGAAUAUGCAAAAAUUAGAAGAAAAAAACAGCCCAACACAUACAUUACACAAACUGUGCAAUAAGUCAUCCAUGAAAUCACUCAGUUAAAUCAUAAAAAUCACAAGCAUUAA
This is a messenger RNA of Lagopus leucura (white-tailed ptarmigan), 4081 nucleotides long. RefSeq names its product family with sequence similarity 189 member A1 (gene ENTREP2). The transcript is spliced from 12 exons. Lineage: Eukaryota; Metazoa; Chordata; Aves; Galliformes; Phasianidae. Bases 158 to 2050 code for a protein of 630 amino acids. The record is from RefSeq and is a predicted model, not a curated record.